This is a messenger RNA of Ilex paraguariensis (yerba mate), 711 nucleotides long. NCBI's taxonomy places the organism in Eukaryota, Viridiplantae, Streptophyta, Magnoliopsida, Aquifoliales, Aquifoliaceae. The record is from the annotation of a GenBank genome assembly.
AUGCAGCCCUCAGCCUGUGAAAUUGGAUGUAUUCAGGUUCUGAAGAUGGGCACGGUAAAGAUUUGGGAUUUGAGGGCUCUGGGUUGUCAGAGGGAAUAUGAAAGUCGGGCAGCUGUUAAUACUGUUGCUUUGUACCCAAAUCAGACCAAACUGAUAUCUGGUGACCAAAAUGACAAUAUUCGAGUAUGGGACUUGAUGGCAAAUUCAUGCAGUUGUGAGUUGGUGCCAGAGGUGGAUACAGCUGUAAGGUCUGUAAGGUCUUUGACAGUAAUGUGGGAUGGAAGCAUGAUUGUGGCUGCAAACAACCGUGGAACAUGCUAUGUUUGGCGCCUGUUGCGAGGAACACAAACUAUGACCAAUUUUGAGCCAUUUCAUAAGCUGCAAGCUCAUGAUGGAUAUAUUCUUAAGUGUCUCCUGUUACCUGAGUUCUGUGAGCCCCAUAGGUACCUAGCCACUGCAUCUGCAGACCAUACUGUGAAAAUAUCGAAUGUAGAUGGCUUCACCUUGGAGAAAACUUUAGUAGGACAUCAACGCUGGGUUUGGGAUUGUGUCUUUUCUGUAGAUGGUGCUUAUCUUAUCACAGCUUCUUCUGAUACAACGGCAAGGCUUUGGUCUAUGUCUACAGGCGAAGAUAUUAGAGUGUAUCAAGGGCAUCAUAAAGCCACAGUUUGCUGUGCUCUUGAUGAUGGGGCGGAACCCUCCUCAUCCUGA